Messenger RNA from Salvia splendens (bonfire salvia), 575 nucleotides. RefSeq names its product auxin-induced protein 15A-like. The transcript has a single exon. Gene Ontology annotation, biological process: response to auxin. Bases 167 to 433 code for a protein of 88 amino acids. The record is from RefSeq and is a predicted model, not a curated record. Lineage: Eukaryota; Viridiplantae; Streptophyta; Magnoliopsida; Lamiales; Lamiaceae.
AUUUCCAAAGGGAUGCAAUAUUUCUUUUCUAUACAUACAACACUUUUAUUCUCAACUUCUAUCCAUCAACAAACAAGCUUUCAAAUUCCUUAAUUUCUUAAUUAUUUUGAAAUUCUUUCAUAACUACUCCACUCUUCUCUUUCUAACUUCAGAAAACAUUCACACAAUGGCCGUUCGCCAGAUUCUAAGACGGUCGUUGUCCAAUGAAAGAAGGUCGGCUGAAGUUCCAAAAGGGCACGUUGCCGUCUAUGUUGGUGAUAACGAAAAGAAGCGCUUUGUGAUUCCAGUCUCAUACUUGAACCAUCCUUCAUUUCAAGAACUGCUGUUUCAAGCUGAGGAAGAAUUUGGGUUCAAUCACCCGAUGGGCGGCCUAACCAUCCCCUGCAGCGAGGACUUAUUUGUAGAUUUCAUAUCUGGUUUCAGCAGAAGAUGAUUUAUAGCAAUAGUGUUUUAGGAGUGGAAUUUUGUAGAUUGGAAAAAUGUGUCUUUAGAGUUCAUGUAAAUGAAACACAUCACUGAGAACCUUUUAUCACCUUAAUCUUUUGAGUUCACCAAGAAUGAGUUUUUUUCUUUUA